Molecule: messenger RNA, 1092 nt
Organism: Elephantulus edwardii (Cape elephant shrew)
Lineage: Eukaryota; Metazoa; Chordata; Mammalia; Macroscelidea; Macroscelididae
Gene: RNF144B
Product: ring finger protein 144B
Exons: 7
Coding region: 33-944 (303 amino acids)
Biological process (GO): protein polyubiquitination; ubiquitin-dependent protein catabolic process; positive regulation of proteasomal ubiquitin-dependent protein catabolic process
Cellular component (GO): ubiquitin ligase complex; cytoplasm; mitochondrial membrane
Molecular function (GO): ubiquitin conjugating enzyme binding; ubiquitin protein ligase activity; zinc ion binding
Source: RefSeq, a predicted model, not a curated record
UGAGGAGACUGCAGAAGUGUCCAGACAGGCUGAUGAGCACAGUUGGUCGGCUCCACUACCUCACCAUGACUGCCAAAACUCCGGCCCCUGGAGACCUGGCUCCAGCUCCCCUGGUCACUUGCAAACUCUGCUUGUGUGAAUAUCCCCUGGACAAGAUGACCACCCUCCAGGAAUGUCGGUGCAUCUUUUGCACAGCCUGCCUGAAACAGUAUAUGCAGCUGGCAAUCCGAGAAGGAUGUGGAUCUCCCAUCACAUGCCCAGACACGGUGUGCCUAAACCACGGGACCCUGCAGGAAGCUGAGAUCGCCUGCUUGGUACCAACGGAUCAGUUUCAGCUUUAUCAGCGGUUAAAAUACGAACGAGAAGUUCACCUGGACCCCUACCGGACGUGGUGCCCCAUCGCAGACUGUCAAACGGUGUGCCCGGUGGCACAAAGUGACCCAGGACAGCCCAUCAUGGUGGAAUGCCCUUCUUGCCACCUGAAGUUCUGCUCAUGUUGCAAGGAUGCAUGGCAUGCAGGUGUCUCCUGCAAAGAUAGUCAGCCUGUCGUCAUGCCUACAGAGCACGGGACUCUCUUUGGGACAGAUGCGGAAGCCCCCAUCAAGCAGUGUCCAGUUUGCCGGGUGUAUAUUGAACGCAACGAAGGCUGCGCUCAGAUGAUGUGCAAGAAUUGCAAGCACACGUUCUGCUGGUACUGUCUGCAGAAUCUGGACAAUGACAUUUUUCUCAGGCAUUAUGACAAAGGACCAUGUCGGAAUAAGCUGGGCCACUCCAGAGCAUCAGUGAUGUGGAACAGGACACAGGUGGUGGGGAUUCUCGUUGGAUUGGGCAUCAUUGCCUUGGUGACGUCACCCUUGCUACUCCUGGCCUCACCCUGCAUAAUCUGUUGUGUCUGCAAGUCCUGUCGGGGCAAGAAGAAAAAGCAUGACCCAUCCACAACCUAAAGCUCUCCAUUCCUGCUCACGUGCCAAGGUUAUCUGGGUUAAAUGAGACAGCACAGUGAUCAAGCUCCACGUAGUUAACUCGCCUCCUUCUCCUUGCCAAACUUUGGAAGUGCCUCUUGUGUCCAGACUUUGAACUCAUCUGCCAGCC